Messenger RNA from Brachypodium distachyon (stiff brome), 701 nucleotides. Its product is annotated as 60S ribosomal protein L35-2. The transcript is spliced from 4 exons. Gene Ontology annotation, cellular component: cytosolic large ribosomal subunit; ribosome. Gene Ontology annotation, molecular function: structural constituent of ribosome; mRNA binding. NCBI's taxonomy places the organism in Eukaryota, Viridiplantae, Streptophyta, Magnoliopsida, Poales, Poaceae. The coding region runs from base 140 to 511 and encodes 123 amino acids. The record is from RefSeq and is a predicted model, not a curated record. Gene Ontology annotation, biological process: maturation of LSU-rRNA from tricistronic rRNA transcript (SSU-rRNA, 5.8S rRNA, LSU-rRNA); translation.
UCGGUUCACUCUAGGGUUUUGGCUUUCCUCUCUCCUAUAUAAAAUCCGCCUCCGCCACAUCUUCGCCCCUUCCCUUGGCACCGCCUACCUGUAAUCUUCGCUCCCCCGCCGCCGCCGCCGCUUCGUCGCCACCGUCGCAAUGGCCCGGAUCAAGGUGCACGAACUCCGUGGGAAGAACAAGGCGGAGCUCCAGGGCCAGCUCAAGGACCUCAAGGCCGAGCUCUCCCUCCUCCGCGUCGCCAAGGUCACCGGCGGGGCACCCAACAAGCUCUCCAAGAUCAAGGUUGUGCGCACGUCGAUAGCGCGCGUGCUGACGGUGAUCUCGCAGAAGCAGAAGGCGGCUCUUCGUGAGGCGUACAAGAACAAGAAGCUACUCCCCCUCGACCUCCGCCCCAAGAAGACCCGCGCUAUCCGCCGCCGCCUCACCAAACAUCAGCUUUCUCUGAAGACAGAGAGGGAAAAGAAGCGUGAGAAGUAUUUCCCCAUGAGGAAAUAUGCCAUCAAGGCGUAGGUCUGCAACAUGAGAGUUACGUUUAGAGUUUCUUGAACUAGUAUGUUAUCAUGUAUGGACGCCUGUUGUGUUCUAAGUACAAUGUGAUGCUCCAUUUUGUCGAAUCUUUCGUUCAAGUACUUCCUUGUGCUGAGGUUGAUAUCUAAUUUUGCAUUAUCAUCUCAUUUUGUGGGGAUCGACAUGUUUUUAA